This is a messenger RNA of Anastrepha ludens (Mexican fruit fly), 2654 nucleotides long. Its product is annotated as testis-expressed protein 10. The transcript has 2 exons. The record is from RefSeq and is a predicted model, not a curated record. Gene Ontology annotation, cellular component: nucleus; MLL1 complex. Lineage: Eukaryota; Metazoa; Arthropoda; Insecta; Diptera; Tephritidae. Bases 72 to 2018 code for a protein of 648 amino acids.
AAAACGUGGAGGUUUGUUUUGAUUUUGGAUAAAUAGAAUUGUGAAGCAAGUUUUUUAUAUUGUGGAAUAAAAUGGUGAGCCAUAAGAAGAAACUGCGAUCUGAAAAGGCUAAGGUCAAACUAAAAGCAACUAAGUUGCCCAAAGGCCUUAAUGUUACAAAAACCGAGUUCAAGGUCCGUAAAAUUACUAUACGUGAGCAAUUGAAGGAAUCACAAUUCGAUGAUGGACAGCGUCAACUAAAUUUAAAAGAAACUAUUUCGCGUUUGAAACACCACAGUUCAAAUGCUCGGUCUGAUGCCCUGCGAAAUCUACGAGAAGCCGUCAUAGCAAGGUGUGUAAAUCUCACAGGUUAUAUGAAUAGCCUUGUUCAAAGCGUAUCUGCUAUUUCACUCGAUGUAGAUAAGGAUACGAGAAGGGACUCAUUUAAAACUUUGAAAUGUCUCUUAUCAACUUUGACUACGGAAGAAAUUGUGCCCUUCUUCCAUAUAAUUUCCUCUUAUUUACGAUGCGCCAUGACGCAUAUCCAGCAAGCGAUACAAGAAGACUCUCUACUUAUGCUUGAUCUGCUAUUGGAACAUGUGCCACAAUUGGUAGUAACUCAUAGUGUUAAAAUCAUUCGCAAUUUCCUUGAGAUGAUUUCUCGUGUACGCAAAGAAGGCGAUCACACUAGUAGAACGUUAGCUGUACGUUUAGGUCAGAAGCAAACAACAAUAAAGUGGCGCACCAAAGUAUUGGAACGUUUGCGACAAAUGCUCGCUACAUUAGCAAAAAGCAAACUGAGCACUAAUGAUGGGAAAACUAUAAAGAGUUUUACAAAAAUAGUCACAUUUAAUCCAAAUGCUCCACAACAUUACUCCUUGAAGCGACCGUAUCUUAAUUCCGCACACGAAAUCGACUUAUUACCGCUUCUGAGACCGUCGCUGAGUAGCAACAGUACUGAUGCAACCGGAGUCACUGAAGAGGAAAGGCUGCGAGAAUAUAUCAAUCAUUUGUUGCCUUUGCUUGUCGAUUCGUGGAUUGAAGUACGGCCACAGGAUCUAAGGGCUGGAGUAACAAUAACCAAUGAAGCAGCGCAAACAUUGAAAGUUGUAUUAGAAAUAUUGCAGGAUCUUUGGCAGCUAAUUGAGUUGCAUGAGCAGGAAGAAAAUACUUAUCUACUGAGUGCUUGGUUCCAAGAUGAGUAUGCCGCAAUUUUUGAUAGCAGCUUUUUAACUGAAGGAUUUCCGUACCAACAGAACGAAACAAAUGCAGAAGUGAAGAAAAAAACCUACAAGAAGCAUUUAAAAACUCUUAGCUCAAGCGGCGGUCAGUUAUGUUUAGAGCAAAAUAUAUGUAUAGCCUAUCUGAUGUGUCAGUUUUACAAAUCGCACAGAUCGCUACAGAGCCCGACUGAAAAAUUUGCCACAUUGUUGAAAUAUCUGGAGGAAGUGGUUUCAAAUCUGAAGACGCACCCUUUACAAGAUUACCAUGUGCUAAUAAUGGCCUUGCGUAUUUGCUUACUGGAAAACGAUAUACAUUUUAUUAAGUUGCAUAUUAAUUUAACACAAUCGCUGUUAAAUAGCACCGUGGAGACAUUUCUACAGAACACCUUUCCUGCCAAAUCCAACUCAGAAACAGAAGUGCUCACUCUGUUUUGUGAUAUCGUACAAUCACCGCAUUUAAGGCAGAGCUACGGAGAGGAGGCGUUUGACCGCUUUUUGAAAUAUCUGCCACAGCUUUUGCUCAGACAAAAUAUUCAAUUGUCUACGCUAAUUGCUAUGUCAGUUUUAGCCAAACAAAAAAACCAAAUUUUCUUGUGCGAACUUGGGAAUAAAAUCGAACUAAUUAUAGAAAAUCUACAAAAAAUUCAAGUUUAUGGAGCCGAAAAUGCGUUUGAGGGAAAGAAGCAUAUAAUAAACUUAUUCUACUGGACCGAAAAGAAGUUUACACCGGAAUAUAAAUAUCAGUUGCAUGAAAAUAUUGAUAAACACAUUACUGACAAGCGGAUUGUAAACUAUUGCAAAUAUAUAUUAUCCUGAUUAAGAAUACAAAUUAAUACGUAUAUAUCUAAAAAAAAUCAUUUGAAGCACACGCAUGUUGCCACAAAGUCUUGGAAAAUUAAAAAGAUCGGCGUAAUUCAAACUCAUUGUACAAAGCUUGGUAAUACUAAAUAAUUUAUAAUCAAUUCACUUCUUUCUUAUGGAUACAGUUUGUUCUUACAUAUUCUUGUUACUUCUUACGGGCAAAAAGGUUUAAAUUACUACAGCAAAAUCUCGUUUGAAAGUAAUGUUGGUCUCGUAGUAAUGUUUUCACGCACAUCAGUGAUGUGCCAGUACAGUAACGUAUCAGUGAAAAAUAAAAUACAUUGCUUUAGUAUCAAAUCAACAUAUUCAGACAAAUCAGACACAGUGACUUUUUUUGGCAUAAGUAAGGAAUACCGACUCCUGACUCCAGAGAAAGGGUAAUUCUGGGCUGAUUUUAAAGGUAUAUAAAAUUUCUUGUGCAAAUAAUUAACAUGGGAUGUAGAGGGGUGGAAAGGUGAAAAAAUCGAAACUUUAAAAUAUCUAUAUUUCGUAAUGUACUAAACCGAUAAUUAACGAAAUUAGUGUUAUUCGACAACUAAUUAAAAGCCAUGCGGCCGAACUCUAAUAAAACAAAAGUUUUUAAGAAAAAUA